This is a messenger RNA of Etheostoma cragini (Arkansas darter), 390 nucleotides long. RefSeq names its product ETS translocation variant 5-like. NCBI's taxonomy places the organism in Eukaryota, Metazoa, Chordata, Actinopteri, Perciformes, Percidae. Gene Ontology annotation, molecular function: sequence-specific DNA binding; DNA-binding transcription factor activity, RNA polymerase II-specific. The coding region runs from base 1 to 390 and encodes 129 amino acids. The transcript has 5 exons. Gene Ontology annotation, biological process: regulation of transcription by RNA polymerase II; cell differentiation. The record is from RefSeq and is a predicted model, not a curated record. Gene Ontology annotation, cellular component: nucleus.
AUGUUGUCUUCAGGGUUUGGUGCUGACAGAGAGCCACGGCUGUGCUAUGAUGACACGUGCGUUGUGCCAGACAGACUGGAAGGUAAAGUGAAGCAGGAGGGCUUGCCGUACCAGCGGCGCGGCUCCCUGCAGCUCUGGCAGUUCCUGCUCACGCUGCUGGACCACCAUGCCAACGGGCACCUGAUCGUCUGGACGGGCCGCAACAUGGAGUUUAAGCUCAUCGACCCUGAGGAGGUGGCUCGGCUCUGGGGGCUCCAGAAGAACCGGCCGGCUAUGAACUACGACAAGCUGAGGAAGCAGCUGUUUGUAAAAGAGAAGUGUAAAUGCUUCCAGCACCUGGCUCUGGACUCUAAUGCUACUGAUCAGCAGGGCUGGAAUGGAACUAAGUAA